Terrapene triunguis (Three-toed box turtle) is the source of this 4428-nucleotide messenger RNA. RefSeq names its product PHD finger protein 12 (gene PHF12). The coding region runs from base 44 to 3076 and encodes 1010 amino acids. Lineage: Eukaryota; Metazoa; Chordata; Testudines; Emydidae. The record is from RefSeq and is a predicted model, not a curated record. Gene Ontology annotation, cellular component: Sin3-type complex; nucleus. Gene Ontology annotation, biological process: negative regulation of transcription by RNA polymerase II. The transcript has 15 exons. Gene Ontology annotation, molecular function: transcription corepressor activity; protein binding.
GGGGCCCCCGGGCCGGGCCCCCCGCCGCGCCCGGGCUGGAUGAAUGUGGGGCAAGAUGGAGACCAAGACGAUCGUGUACGACCUGGACACCUCCGGGGGGCUGAUGGAGCAAAUCCAAGCCCUGCUGGCCCCCCCGAAGAGCGAGGACGGGGAGAAGAAGAGCCGGAGGCCCGAGAAGGAGGCCCGGCGAAGUGGCCGGGCCACGAACCAUGAUAGCUGCGAUAGCUGCAAGGAAGGAGGGGAUCUGCUGUGCUGCGAUCACUGCCCGGCCGCUUUCCACCUCCAGUGCUGUAACCCUCCAUUGAGCGAGGAAAUGUUGCCUCCAGGGGAGUGGAUGUGUCAUCGCUGCACUGUACGCCGAAAGAAGCGAGAACAGAAGAAGGAGCUGGGGCAGGUAAAUGGAUUGGUGGACAAAUCUGGGAAAAGGACCACCUCCCCUACCAGUGACACAGACCUGUUGGACAGGUCUAGCACCAGCAUCAGGGCAAUUGCACAUGCCAGGAUCUUGGAACGGAGAGCAAGUCGGCCUGGCACUCCCACAUCUAAUGCCAGCACUGAGACUCCCAAUUCAGAGCAGAAUGAUGUAGAUGAGGAUAUAAUUGACGUGGAUGAUGACUCUGCCAUUGCGGAAAUGGACUGUGGGCAGCCCCAGCUGAAGCGACCCUUUGAGCUUCUUAUUGCAGCUGCCAUGGAAAGAAACCCAACCCAGUUCCAGUUGCCGAAUGAACUGACCUGCACCACAGCACUUCCAGGUACUAGUAAGAGGAGGAGGAAGGAGGAAACCACGGGAAAGAAUGUUAAGAAAGCACAACAUGAGCUAGACCAUAAUGGUCUGGUUCCCUUGCCGGUGAAAGUCUGCUUCACAUGCAACAGGAGUUGCAGAGUGGCACCUCUUAUUCAGUGUGAUUACUGCCCCCUCCUGUUCCACAUGGAUUGUCUUGAGCCCCCUCUUACUGCCAUGCCCCUGGGCAGAUGGAUGUGUCCAAAUCAUAUUGAACACGUGGUGCUGAACCAGAAGAACAUGACCCUGAGCAAUCGGUGCCGGGUUUUUGAUCGGUUCCAAGACACCAUAUCUCAGCAUGUUGUCAAGGUGGAUUUCCUGAACCGAAUCCACAAGAAACACCCUCCCAACCGCAGAGUUGUUCAGUCAGUGAAGAGAAGAGGUUUGAAGGUUCCUGAUGCGAUAAAAUCUCAAUACCGGUUUCCACCCUCCUUACUUGCACCUGCAGCAAUUCGGGAUGGUGAGCUCAUCUGUAAUGGGGUCCCUGAGGAAUCCUCACAGAAGCACCUUUUGAACUCUGAGCACUUAGCCAGCCAGUCAGAACAACAAGAGUGGCUCUGUAGUGUUGUUGCGCUCCAGUGCAGCAUUUUGAGACAUUUAUCUGCUAAGCAGAUGCCUUCGCUUUGGGACUCUGAACAGACAGAGAAGGCUGAUAUUAAGCCUGUUAUUGUGGCAGAUGGCUCAGUCACCAACCCUUACCAGGCAGCUGACAAGGCACUCACACCUUCCCUUUAUUCCGUGUCGUGCACCUCAGGGAUUACCACCCAGAAUUCCUUGAGCUCUUCUCAAUCCCAGCAGUCUUUACCACAGGAAGAUGUCAAUUGCAGCUCUUGUAUGGAUAAGUCAAAGAAAGUAUCUUCUUGCGGGACUUCUAAUGGGCCAACUGCCUCUGAAGUUAAAGUAAAUGGUCCUCAUUUGUAUGGUGUUUCCUCUGAACCUUCGGCACACUUGACUGAUUCUCAGAGGCUAAUUGGCCCAGGGAAUGCAAUACCUGGGCUGUCUCAUCGGCAAACGUGGGCUAGGCCCCUCACCCCCCCAGCAGCUUGUGGACUUCUGAAUCACACCGUUGGAACUGUUGUGAAGACGGAGAACAUAGCAGGACCCGUUUCUUGUGCACAAAGGGGUUCUGUGCCAGUCACAAGUAUGCCUGCUUCCAUACCAAGCUCUUGUGCCAGCCUAGAGACCACCAGCACUUUGCAAAGAAAGAAUGUCCAGACGCAGAUAGGCCCCCCGCUGACAGCAGAAUUGCGAUCAGUUGGUUCCCCUUUGACUGCCACAAGGGCUCUUACUCCUCCACAGGCAACAGGAGAUGGGAUCUCUGCCAUCGGAUCCACACACAGAUUCUGUUCACCAGCACCACCUUCAGAUGGUAAGGUCAGUCCCAGCACCGUAUCCAUAGGAAGCUCUUUAACUGUCCCCUCAUCUUUCACUUCAAACUCUGCAGCUAUGUUGGACCUCACCAGCUCUGUGAAAGCAUUAAUGGAUGGCAACAGCGAGAUUGAGAUAAAUAUGCUGGAUGAGAAGCUAAUCAAGUUUCUGGCCUUGCAGAGAAUACAGCAGCUCUUUCCUUCCAAAGUUCAAUCUGUAGCGAGCAGUGUCAGUUCCCAUCAGUCGUCUCCUUUGGCAAAUCACAUUGAAGUGCAAAGAAAGGAAGUGCAAGCCCGGGCAGUGUUCUAUCCCCUGAUGGGCACAGGAAGUGCAGUGAACAUGUGCUACAGAACCCUCUACAUCGGGACAGGAGCUGACAUGGAUGUGUGCCUUACAAGCUACAGUCACUGUAACUAUGUGUCUGGCAAACAUGCCUGCAUAUUCUACGAUGAGAAUACAAAACAUUACGAGCUGUUGAACUACAGUGAGCAUGGGACGACUGUGGACAAUGUUCUGUAUUCAUGUGACUUCUCGGAGAAGACCACGCCCAUUCCUCCCAGCAGCAUUGUUGCCAAAGUGCAGAGUGUGAUCAAAUGCCACAAAGGCAGAAAAGAGGACGAGGAGCCGCACGAAGAAGCAGUCGUGAUGAAUUCCCAGGCACAAGGGCAACGCCGGAAACCCUGCAAUUGCAAAGCCAGCAGCUCUAGUUUAAUAGGGGGCAGCGGAGCGGGGUGGGAAGGAACAGCCCUGCUCCACCACGGCAGUUACAUCAAACUGGGCUGCCUGCAGUUUGUCUUCAGCAUCACUGACUUUGCAACCAAACAGCCCAAAGGGGACGCUGCCUUAGUACAAGAGAUGGACUUGGAGGAAAAGCUCUCUCUGAAACCCCACCAGGUGCCCGUGCUGCGGUCCAACUCCGUUCCCUAGGAGCUGAGGCAGAGCCGUGGGGGAAGAAAAGCCCUGUCCUUAGACUCCUGCAAUGCAAAAAUGUACAGACCAAGUUGGGAUUUUCUGUCGGCCCAGAAACUGUUCACGUGCCGUUUGCAUGAAAUGAAGAACGUUUCACUUUUUUAAUUAUUUUCUUCUUUUGCUCAAGUUUUAGGGGCAUUUGCACAUAUAUUUGUACUAUACAUUUCAUUUUAAAAGGAAAGCUGCAGCAAGAGGAGGACGUGUCAGAGCGAGGAGGGGGAGGGGCGGGUGCUGGCUGACUUGGACUCUCUCUGACAGAUCGGUCCCAUGCAGUUGUAAAAUAAUCAAAAACUUGUUCUAUUUUGUGCCAGUGACAAUAGUUUUAUAUUAAAAGAGAAAAAUACAGUUUUCAUACAGCAAAUCUAUACAAUAUCAUUGUUUUAUUUAAUGUAAAGAAGUGCUAUCCUCCCCCCACUUAUUUUACCCCACCCUCCCUGCUAUGGUUGCACUACAAGUAGCUACUGUGUAUUAUGGGCAAUGAGAAGUGAGUUCUUUUCCUGGUGUCCAUCCUAUUUUAUUUCAAAGAAGGAAAAGUAUUGGACUCUGUGUAAAUACAUCCGUGAUGGCAUUUUCAAUGUUUUAAAGCUGUGUACAGUGCUACAUGUGGUAUGACGUUGCCUCAAACUGUCUAUUGUAGCAAAUCGUUUGUCGUAAACCUGUUUGUCUUUUUUGUUCUCUGCCACCUCCCCGCCCUCCAGAACAGCUAGUUCCGAUGUACAUAGUCAUUGUAAUGUUUUAGACUUUACAGAAACUUUCCUGUAUUCUGUAUAUAAAAAACAAAAUACGUCACCUCCUGCUUUCGACUGUCUGUCCUGACUCUGUACACACAAGCAAGGAUCUACAAGAGCAUCCCAUGGCAAAACCCAACAUCUGUGAGAAGGGCUUCCAGGCUGGGCCCCCGGAACAGCCCUGGUCUGCUCCUCCCCACCUGCUCUGCCCCAGGCCUCCAGGAUUGGGGUGGCUGGGGACAAAGUGAGCUCCUGAAGAAUGGAAGGUUUGAAUACAGGGUGUAUCUGUGAUGGCCCCUGUGGCUCCCCUUUGUACUUGACCACAUCAGUGCCAUGCACUGGCGGUGUGCAUCCCCUCCCCCCGUACAGGGUAUGUUCUUAGGGCGGCGUGCUGCACAGCAGACUCGCUCUGUUGGCACUCAAGGUUUGUAGCUAUUACAGGGCGGGAGCGGCUUUCCCCUCCCCUCCUGGCUCUCCUGCCCUAGAGCAGCGCUCUGCUGUAUUUUUACUGGUUUAUACUCGAUGUUCUGAUCUGGAAAUACUAACUCUUUUUGUACAAAGACGUAAGGAUUUGCGAUCUGU